UCCGGGGGUCCGGGAGGACACCAUGCACCGUCCGGGGGUCUCUCCCCCACUGCUGCUGCUGCUGCUGCUCGGAGCGCUGCUCUGCACCCACGGCCUGGACAGCAGCCCCGAGUGUGCCUGUGGCCGCAGCCAUUUCACCUGCGCCGUGAGCGCGCUGGGCGAGUGCACCUGCAUCCCUGCCCAGUGGCAAUGCGACGGCGACAACGACUGCGGCGAUCACAGCGACGAGGACGGCUGCAUGUUGCCCACCUGCUCCCCUCUGGACUUCCACUGCGACAACGGCAAGUGCAUCCGCCGCUCCUGGGUGUGCGAUGGCGACAACGACUGUGAGGACGACUCGGAUGAACAGGACUGUCCACCCCGAGAGUGCGAGGAGGACGAAUUCCCCUGCCAGAACGGCUACUGCAUCCGCAGCCUGUGGCACUGCGACGGGGACAACGACUGCGGCGACAACAGCGACGAGCAGUGUGAUAUGCGCAAGUGCUCGGAGAAGGAGUUUCGCUGCAGCGACGGCAGCUGCAUCGCUGAGCACUGGUACUGCGACGGCGACACGGACUGUAAGGACGGUUCCGAUGAAGAGAGCUGCCCCUCGGCAGUGCCGGCCCCGCCGUGCAGCUUGGAGGAGUUCCAGUGCGCGUAUGGCCGCUGCAUCCUGGACAUCUACCACUGCGAUGGGGACGACGACUGCGGCGACUGGUCUGACGAGUCCGACUGCUCCUCCCACCAGCCCUGCCGGUCCGGGGAAUUCAUGUGCGACAGCGGCCUGUGCAUCAACGCGGGCUGGCGCUGCGACGGGGACGCUGAUUGCGACGACCAGUCCGACGAACGCAACUGCACCACGUCCAUGUGCACGGCGGAGCAGUUCCGAUGUAAAUCCGGCCGCUGCGUCCGUCUUUCUUGGCGCUGCGACGGGGAGGACGACUGCUCAGACAACAGCGACGAGGAGAACUGCGAGAAUACAGGGAUCCCCCAGUGUGCCUCCGACCAGUUCCUCUGUGGAAAUGGACGCUGCAUUGGCCAGAGGAAGCUGUGCAACGGUAUCAACGACUGUGCGGACAACAGCGACGAGAGCCCCCAGCAGAACUGCCGGCCACGGACGGGCGAGGAGAACUGCAACGUCAAUAACGGCGGCUGUGCCCAGAAGUGCCACAUGGCACGGGGGACGGUGCAGUGCACCUGUCACACUGGCUAUCGACUCAUGGAAGAUGGGCGCGCGUGCCAGGAUGUGAAUGAGUGUGCCGAAGAAGGCUACUGCAGUCAGGGCUGCACCAACAGCGAUGGGGCUUUCCAGUGUUGGUGUGAGGCCGGCUACGAACUGAGGCCCGACAGGCGCAGCUGCAAGGCUCUCGGGCCAGAGCCCGUGCUGCUCUUCGCCAAUCGGAUCGACAUCAGGCAGGUGCUGCCGCACCGCUCCGAGUACACGCUGCUGCUCAACAACCUGGAGAACGCCAUCGCCCUCGACUUCCACCACCGGCGCGAGCUCGUCUUCUGGUCGGACGUCACUCUUGACCGGAUCCUUCGGGCCAACCUCAACGGCAGCAACGUGGAGGAAGUGGUGUCCACUGGGCUGGAGAGCCCAGGGGGUCUGGCUGUGGACUGGCUUCAUGACAAACUCUACUGGACCGACUCGGGGACCUCCCGGAUUGAAGUGGCCAACUUAGAUGGUGCCCACCGGAAGGUGCUCCUUUGGCAGAACCUGGAAAAGCCCCGUGCCAUCGCCUUGCAUCCCAUGCAGGGUACCAUUUACUGGACAGACUGGGGCAACACCCCCCGCAUAGAGGCCUCCAGCAUGGACGGCUCGGGUCGACGCGUCAUUGCCGACACGCACCUGUUCUGGCCCAACGGGCUCACCAUUGACUAUGCGGGGCAUCGCAUGUACUGGGUGGAUGCCAAGCACCACGUCAUCGAGCGGGCUGACCUGGACGGGAGCAACCGCAAGGCCGUCAUCAGCCAGGGCCUCCCGCACCCCUUUGCCAUCACGGUCUUUGAGGACAGCCUGUACUGGACGGAUUGGCACACCAAAAGCAUCAACAGUGCCAAUAAGUUCACCGGCAAGAAUCAGGAGAUCAUCCGCAACAAACUUCAUUUCCCCAUGGACAUCCACACCCUGCACCCCCAGCGCCAGCCGGCAGGGAGAAAUCGCUGUGGGAACAACAAUGGGGGCUGCACCCACCUUUGCCUGCCAAGCGGGCAGAACUACAGCUGCGCCUGCCCCACCGGCUUCCGCAAGAUCAGCAGCCAAGCCUGUGCCCAGAGUCUUGACAAGUUCCUGCUUUUUGCCCGAAGGAUGGACAUCCGUCGGAUCAGCUUCGACACGGAGGACCUGUCCGACGACGUCAUCCCGUUGGCCGACGUGCGCAGCGCCGUGGCCCUGGACUGGGACUCCCGCGACGACUCUGUCUACUGGACCGACGUCAGCACUGACACAAUCAGCCGGGCCAAGUGGGAUGGAACAGGACAGGAGGUGGUGGUGGACACAAGUUUGGAGAGCCCGGCGGGACUGGCUAUUGACUGGGUCACCAACAAGCUGUACUGGACAGAUGCAGGCACCGACCGGAUCGAGGUGGCCAACACGGAUGGCACCAUGCGGACCGUGCUCAUCUGGGAGAAUCUGGACCGCCCUCGAGACAUCGUCGUGGAGCCAAUGGGCGGGUUCAUGUACUGGACUGACUGGGGUGCCAGUCCCAAGAUUGAGCGGGCGGGCAUGGAUGCCUCCAACCGCCAGGUCAUCAUCUCCUCCAACCUCACCUGGCCCAACGGGCUGGCUAUCGACUACGCUUCCCAGCGGCUCUACUGGGCGGAUGCCGGCAUGAAGACCAUCGAGUUUGCCGGGCUGGAUGGCAGCAAGAGGAAGGUGCUCAUCGGGAGCCAGCUCCCGCACCCUUUCGGGCUGACCCUUUACGGGGAGCGGAUCUACUGGACCGACUGGCAGGCCAAGAGCAUCCAGAGUGCCGACCGGCUGACGGGGCUGGAUCGGGAGACGCUGCAGGAGAAUCUGGAGAAUCUCAUGGACAUCCACGUCUUCCACCGCCUGAGACCUCCGGUGCACACAGCUUGUGCCGUGGCCAACGGCGGCUGUAGCCACCUGUGUCUCCGGGCCCCUCCUCCCAGAGGCUUCAGCUGCACCUGUCCCACCGGGAUCAACCUUCGGACGGAUGGAAAGACCUGCUCCUCUGGCAUGAGCAGCUUCCUGAUCUUCGCCAGGAGAACGGAUGUGCGCAUGGUGUCCCUGGACAUACCUUACUUUGCUGAUGUGGUGGUGCCCAUCAACGUUACCAUGAAGAACACCAUUGCCAUCGGGGUGGAUCCGCAAGAAGGCAAAGUUUACUGGUCGGACAGCACCCUACGCAGGAUCAGCCGUGCCAACCUCGACGGCUCGCUACACGAGGACAUCAUCACCACAGGGCUGCAGACCACGGACGGGUUGGCGGUUGAUUCCGUCGGCCGGAAGGUCUACUGGACGGACACGGGAACCAACCGAAUUGAAGUGGGCAACCUGGAUGGGUCCAUGAGGAAGGUGUUGGUGUGGCAGAACCUGGACAGUCCUCGGGCCAUCGUCCUGUAUCAUGAGACGGGCUCCAUGUACUGGACAGACUGGGGGGAGAACGCCAAGCUGGAAAGGGCCGGGAUGGACGGCUCGGACCGCACCGUCCUCAUCAGCAACAAUCUGGGCUGGCCCAACGGACUGACGGUGGAUAAGGCCGGCUCGCAGCUGCUCUGGGCCGAUGCCCACACCGAGCGCAUCGAGGCCGCCGACCUGAACGGGGCCAAUCGGCGCACGCUGGUCUCUCCCGUGCAGCACCCUUACGGCCUCACCCUGCUCGACUCCUACAUCUACUGGACCGACUGGCAGACCCGCAGUAUCCACCGGGCUGACAAAAGCACCGGCAGCAAUGUCAUCCUGGUGCGGGCCAACCUGCCCGGACUCAUGGACAUCCAGGCGGUGGACCGGGGCCGGCGGCUUGGCGCGAACAGAUGCGGCUUGAAGAAUGGCGGUUGCUCCCACCUCUGCCUGCCCCGGCCCUCGGGCUUCUCCUGCGCCUGCCCCACGGGCAUUCAGCUCAAGGGAGAUGGGCACACGUGCGACCCUUCCCCCGAGACCUACCUGCUUUUCUCCAGCCGGGGCUCCAUCCGGCGCAUCUCCCUGGACACGAGCGACCACACGGAUGUGCACGUGCCCAUCCCCGAGCUCAAUAACGUCAUCUCUCUGGACUACGACAGUGUGGAUGGGAAGGUCUACUACACUGACGUUUUCCUGGAUGUUAUCAGGCGGGCCGACCUGAACGGCAGCAGCAUGGAGACCGUCAUCGGACAGGGGCUGAAGACCACCGAUGGAUUGGCAGUGGACUGGGUGGCCAGAAACCUGUACUGGACAGACACGGGCCGCAACACCAUCGAGGCAGCCCGGUUGGACGGCUCCUGCCGGAAGGUGCUAAUCAACAACAGCCUGGAUGAGCCCCGGGCCAUCGCUGCUUUCCCCAGGAAGGGGUACCUCUUCUGGACAGACUGGGGACACAUCGCCAAGAUCGAGCGGGCCAACCUGGAUGGCUCCGACCGGAAAAUCCUUAUCAAUACAGACCUGGGUUGGCCCAAUGGCCUCACUCUAGACUACGAUACCCGCAGGAUAUAUUGGGUGGAUGCACACCUGGACCGGAUCGAGAGCGCAGACCUCAAUGGAAAGCUACGACAGAUCUUAGUCAGCCAAGUGUCCCAUCCGUUUGCUCUCACACAGCAAGACAGGUGGAUCUACUGGACAGACUGGCAGACCAAAUCCAUUCAGCGAGUGGACAAGUAUUCGGGUCGGAACAAGGAGACGGUGCUGGCUAACGUCGAGGGGCUCAUGGACAUCAUCGUGGUCUCCCCGCAUCGGCAGACAGGGACCAACGCCUGCGGGGUGAACAAUGGAGGCUGCACCCACCUCUGCUUCGCCAGAGCUUCGGACUUUGUCUGCGCCUGUCCCGAUGAGCCAGAUGGGCGGCCUUGCUCCCUAGUUCCUGGACUUGUGCCCUCAGCACCCAAGGCCACCACAACGAGCGACAAGAGCCCCGGGCCACCCAACAUGCCACCCACCACCCUUCACUUGCCCACUGACAGAACCCACACUUCCCGAGAGGCAGGUGAAGGAAACUGCUCGGAGAAGAACACCCGCCAGGGCCUCUGUGCCCAUUCCAACGAGGCUGUGCCUGCUGUCUCAGGAGAAGGACUGCACGUCAGCUACGUCGUUGGCGGCCUCCUUAGUGUCUUGCUCAUUCUGCUGGUGAUUGCUGCCCUGAUGCUGUACAGGCAUAAAAAAUCCAAAUUCAGCGACCCUGGUCUGGGGAAUCUGACCUACAGCAACCCCUCCUACCGCACGUCCACCCAGGAGGUGAAGAUCGAAACCAGCCCGAAACCAGCCAUGUAUAACCAGCUGUGUUCUAAGAAAGAGGCCGGUCCCGACCACAACUACACAAAGGAGAAGAUCAAGAUCGUGGAGGGGAUCUGCCUCCUGUCCGGGGACGAGGCCGAGUGGGAUGACCUGAAGCAGUUAUGCGGCUCCCGGGGGGGGCUCCUGCGGGACCACGUGUGCAUGAAGACGGACAUGGUGUCCAUCCAGGCCAGUUCCGGUUCUCUGGAUGACACGGAGACGGAGCAGCUGCUGCAAGAGGAGCAGUCCGAGUGCAGCAGUGUCCUCGCCGAGGCCACCCUGGAGAGGCGGGGCUCGCUGCCGGACACGGGCUGGAAACACGAACGCAAGCUCUCCACUGAGAGCCAGGUCUAGAUGCUCAUGCUCUUCUCCCCCCCGUCCCGUCCCCACGUGGCUCUCCUCCUCCUCCUCCUCCUCCUCUCCCCUCUGCUCCUCCUCCAUUACAAACUUCCCGGCCUCAGGCUCACUUAAACAACCACCUUCCUCACAGUUGCCCGCCCCUCCCCAUCAUGGGAAGUGUUUUCCAUCUGUAUCGAAGGCCACCUGGGCAUGAGA
Tachyglossus aculeatus (Australian echidna) is the source of this 5959-nucleotide messenger RNA. It is a transcript of the gene LRP4, whose product is annotated as LDL receptor related protein 4. Lineage: Eukaryota; Metazoa; Chordata; Mammalia; Monotremata; Tachyglossidae. Bases 23 to 5758 code for a protein of 1911 amino acids. Gene Ontology annotation, molecular function: protein binding; calcium ion binding. The transcript has 38 exons. The record is from RefSeq and is a predicted model, not a curated record.